Messenger RNA from Ogataea philodendri, 525 nucleotides. RefSeq lists its product as uncharacterized. The record is from RefSeq and is a predicted model, not a curated record. The transcript has 2 exons. Bases 1 to 525 code for a protein of 174 amino acids. Lineage: Eukaryota; Fungi; Ascomycota; Pichiomycetes; Pichiales; Pichiaceae.
AUGAUUGAGCACAUCAGAACACAAUCUUUCAAAAGCUUGAGCGAAUUUUCGAAUAGAGAGUAUAAUCCGUUGGAGUCAGAUGGCAGAGUUCUUGAUUUCGACGAGAACACAAGGCAAAAACAAUCCCAAGUCUCUUUCUCAUGGAAAGAGAAAAUUAGGUUAUCAAACAAAUGUUUAUUCAUGAGAUGCAUCGAUGCCAAGACGGUAAAACAUCUCUUCAAUUUCUGUUGGUCAACGAAGCCGUAUUUGGGAGCUAGACUGGUAGUAGUGAGGAACGGUUUGAUGAUAUUGUACUUUCUGAACCCAAGAAGGACUCCAAAGUUGCGAAAACCGAAAUUUGGGUGGGACUGGUCCAGUUCGAAAUGGUAUUUGAAGAGAUCAAAAAGGGCUAAACACAAACGAGAAGCCUUUUGCAACGAGGCUUCAUUUAUGGUGGAGUCCAAGACAUUAUUGAUCUGGGUCACGACUUUGGUGAUGGUCAAAACGGUGAUAAACUCCAAAUGGUUUGAGUCUUUGUUCGGGUGA